AUGAGUAAUCUAGAAAGGUUUAGUUUGUGGUGUGGCAAGUUGGUUCACAAAAAGUUUGGUACCAUAGGCUUAACAUAUCCAAUAUUGCGGACUGUGCAUCGGCACGUAGUAAACAAUAUGGUUUCCUGGAAUUCGACACUGUUGGUGCUGAUUCUGUGCACAUUCCACAACGCAUUGUAUAGCACAAGCAGUGCAAUGUUAACAAGCCUACCAUAUAGCAAUCAAAUCAGCAGAGAGCGAGGAAAUAUACUAAAAAAUCUCACCGGUACGCAGGAGUAUGAGAAUCACAUUGUUACCAGUCGUUUGGACGCUUCGGAACCAGUCCGAAUGAUGUACCGCGGACUCCGCGAAGUGUACAAUCGAUUACUGGGGCCAACCGGAAUGCGUGAUGAAGGUGUAUCACUGCAACCGCGUGUACCACCGUACAUCCCGUUCCCGUGUGAUGUCCGCGGAUACAGAAGUUCAUCUCCGCCAACCAGCGUACAUCGAUUGCGUCCGGGCGAUUUUGACGUCGUGGCAGCACUAGGGGACUCGCUGACCAGUGCCACCGGUGCAAAUUCUCGACAGUUUUGGGAGCUGUUGAUCGACAAUAGGGGGCUUUCAUGGUGCAUUGGAGGUCAGGAAACGUGGAGGACGCAUCUCACACUGCCCAACAUUCUGAAAGAGUUCAAUCCAAAACUGUUUGGGUAUUCAUUUGCGGACUCGUACAAUGUACAUCUUCCGUCGCAGUUUAAUGUAGCGGAGAUUAUAGCGACUACGAGUGAUAUGCCGUAUAAUGCCGCAUCAUUAGUGGAGCGAAUGAAAGCUGAUCCACGCGUCAAUUGGAAAAAGCAUUGGAAACUUCUCACUCUAAUGAUAGGAGGAAAUGACUUCUGCUCGGAUAUAUGCUACCAAACGAAUGCUACCGAGUGGAUCAAUCGGGAUCAAGAGAAGUAUCUUUUAACUACUCUCCACUACCUUAAAAAGGUUAUGCCAAGAACCCUGGUCAACCUUGUUCCCUCGCCGUUAAUAAAUUUGUCAUUCUCCAUCGAUAAAGUACAAGCUCCACUCACAUGCCAAUUUGUGCGUCCUAUUGAGUGCUCCUGUUUGUACGGACCGAAAUACUCCAGCCAACGGAAUCUCUACCGUCAGCUUGAACGUCGCUUUGUUAAGAUCAUGGAACGAGUGAGCUAUCGGUCUGAGUUUCACAGCAACGAUUUUACCGUCGUAUUUCAGCCAUUCUACCGAGACGCAAGUAUUUUCCAUCGACGUGAUGGUAAACCAGAUCUUUCCAUCAUGGCCAUUGAUUGUGUGCAUCUUAGCCAGAAGGGACAUGCCGUAUCGGCGAACGGGCUGUGGAACAACAUGUUGGAACCUACGCGUCUCAAGACUACCGUGCUAAGAGAAUUGUUCGAAGAUUUUAAAUGUCCAACUCAAGAAAAUCCGUUCAUUAGGACGUAUUACAAUAGUUGA
Messenger RNA from Anopheles marshallii, 1452 nucleotides. RefSeq names its product phospholipase B1, membrane-associated-like. The record is from RefSeq and is a predicted model, not a curated record. Lineage: Eukaryota; Metazoa; Arthropoda; Insecta; Diptera; Culicidae. Gene Ontology annotation, biological process: phospholipid metabolic process. The transcript has 6 exons. Gene Ontology annotation, molecular function: glycerophospholipase activity. Bases 1 to 1452 code for a protein of 483 amino acids.